GUGUGACUUUGUGUGACUCAGGUUGGAAAACAGAAAGUCGUCUCAGGAAUAUUCCUGUAGCUGUAGGGUGAGUGCUCUUCUCCAUAGGGCACCAUGUAAAGAUGAAGUGAGUGCCCUCUUCCCCUAGAACUACUCCCCGAAUCUAGGAGGCAAAACAGAAGCAUGGUGGUGGAGGAAAUCACCAUUACACUCUCCGGUGGAGCGCCAUGGGGCUUCAGACUUCAGGGGGGAGUGGAGCACCAGAGACCACUGCAGGUUGCCAAGGUGCGCAAGCGCAGCAAGGCAUGCAGGGCAGGACUGCGAGAGGGGGACGAGCUGGUGUCCAUCAAUGAGAGCUCCUGUGAGCAUAUGUCCCAUGCCCAGGCCAUGAACUUCAUUGAUAGCAUCCCUGGAUCACUGCGUAUUCGAGUAAAAAGGGCACCAUCGGGAUUCCAGUCAGUUGUUCUGGUUGCUCGAGCUCCAUCUCCCCGCAUCGAUAAAGAGUACCGUGCUGCCCUAAGGGCUAAAUCCCCAUCCAGCUCCAAAGUGCAGCAGUCCAGUGUUCGUCAAGCAUUUUACAGCUCAGCAACAUCCCAGAAUGUCCGCAGUGGUGUCACCUCCCCAUUCGGUAGUGAGGCCUACUAUGGAGAGACAGACAGUGAUGCAGACGUGGCAGCCCAUGACCGUCAGCGUAAGCAGAAGCGCCAUGUCCCCAGUAACUCUCCAGGAAAAUCAGGCUACACUUCUUAUUCUGUGGGAGAGACCUCAGAAAUGAGUGGCUAUGACAGUGCACCAGAUGUCCAGGGCUACACCAGGAUGGGGCAUUGCUCUGAGGAGGGCACUCUACCUGGUGUGGUUCCAAGAGAGGUGGUGUACCAGCCACAUUCAUCUGGAGCCUGGUCUUCUCAGACAUCCACUGAAACCUCAUCCAUGAGUGCAGAUGAGCAGAGCUCUCAUGACCUGGUAUUGGAGGAGGAUAGUGGCUUCCAGGAGCCUGCUAAUGUACCACUAGUGUCUCCAGAGAGAGCAAAAGGGGCACUGAGACUGAGCUCCCAUACACAAUUGGUACCCAUGGUGGGGCCAGUUAAUAAACCAGUGGAUGAGGAGCUCACAAAGACCUACAUGGACAAGGCUAAACAAGCAAAAUUAAACCGUGGUGACACCCCGCAAGACAAGCAGGUGAAGGAGGCCCGGAAAAAGUGUCGCACCAUUGCCUGUCUGCUGACUGAUGCACCUAAUCCUCACUCCAAGGGUGUCCUAAUGUUUAAAAAACGUCGCCAGCGCUCGAAGAAGUACACAUUAACCAGUUACGGUAGUGUGGAUGAGGACAUGCAACAAGACUCUCAAGAGGAGGACACCCAAUUCCUUGGAAGUGAAUCUGAGGUGGAUGAGGAGGAGUUCAGUGCAGCACCUGAUCCCACAUGGGACAGUGACUACCUGGAAAUGCUGGAGAGGAGAUCAGCAUCCAGAGGGUUGGAAGGAAAUGAAGCAGGAGACUCUCUGAGCACUGGCCUGAGUGACACCACAGGGAAAGGAGCAAAACUGUUUGAGCAGCAGAGGAAGAGAGCAACGGAGCAUGCCAAGAAGAUUUCUACUGCUCAGGCACAACCUAGUCUGAUGCAGAGCCAACCCCAGCCUGAAAUCCAAACAGAAGAAAUACAGACACAACCAUCAAAUUUGUCUGUACAGGUAAAAAAACAAGUGAGGCUCUGUGUCCAGCCACCACCAGUUGCACCAAAACCUGCCAAACCACCAGAGCUAAUGGUGCAAGAUGAGGCAUGUUCUAUCAAGAAACAAAUCACAGGAUUUCCACCUCAAGUAACCCCUUUCACUGUUAAUGAGAAUACCACCAGCAUAACAGUACCGGUUCAUACCAUGGUGCCUGUAACACACCAGCCCAUAACUCCUGCUUUGCCAAUGAUGCCUUCAGCAACAGCUUCUCUUCCUGAGUUGCCUGCUAGCUCAGUUUUGAACCGCACAGCUCGCCCAUUUGCCCCCGGGUUUAUCAGUCACAGAGCAGCUACAGCACCAGUUGUGUUUCGCCCUAACACUGCUAAAAAGACACCCAGACCAGUCUCUGUGGCAGUAUUGGCUCAUCCUUUCUCACCACCAUCUGAUAAGAAGCUUAUUGAUGUACCUUCUGCCAGUUUUACAGUAAGCCAGAUGAGCCCUGUUGUUCCUGUCGAGGUAUCCUCCACAUUAGUCUCAAUGCCCACUGAGCCUAUGCCAUACUCUGCUCCUCCAGAUCCUGCAGCUUCUCUUACUUUACAUCCUCCUUCAUCAGUGGAGAAUAUUCAGUCUCCUGUCACAAUUCUAUCACCUAUAGUGGCUGACUCCUCUGUUCCUGCCAAUGUAAUUACAGUUACUUCUUCUGCUGGUGUCACAGAUCCCACUAUUAUAGCCUCCAUUGCUUCCUCUCAGGCCACUGCCUCUGAGUAUCCAAUGAUAGCUGUUGACCCCAUAAUUUCUGCAGCUCCUGAAACUCUUGUCAGCUCAAUGACUCCUCUGUCUCCUAUAAUGUAUGGAGAGAAAGCCACAGAAAUUGUUUCUGUAGCUGGUGAGAAAACUGGCAUCCUUCAAGAGGCCCGUCGACGUAAUGCCAGUAAGCCAAUGUUUAAGUUGUUGGAAAGCAAUAAAAACUCCCCCAAUCCUGAGCUGCUGUCUAUGGUGCAAAACUUUGAUGACCGACAUAAGCAACCAUACACAGAGCCUGCCUCUUUCUCUCAAGAUUCAUACAACAUUGAUGAUAGGAGGGGACGAAUCGCACCACCAGUGGCUCCUAAACCACGCAUCAUCCCAGACAUGCCUCAGAUUCCUCAGGCUGAGGGUAAAGGUGCUGAGCUAUUUGCAAGAAGACAGAAUCGCAGAGAUCUUUUUGUAAUAGAUUCUCCUCGAUCACACCCUCAUCCGCAGCAGCAGCAGCAGCAGCUGCGGCACCAGUAUACACCCCCCCAGUCUGUUAUAUCUGUGAUCCAUCCAUCUGAACCUUCAUCCUGGAAGUACUCUCCAAAUGUCCGUGCUCCCCCACCCAUUGGGUACAAUCCUCUCCUAUCUCCUUCUUGUCCUCUGGGAUUACAGCAUGGAGGAGCAAAGGGAUUAGCAAAGGGAUCUGAAAGAAACUCCAAAGUGACUAAGAGUGGUCAUGGAUUCCAGAAGGAAGGUAUUAAGGCCAUAGACUUCAUGAGACGGCAGCCUUAUCAACUCAACCCAGCAAUGUUCAGGUUUGGAGGUGACACCAGCACACAAUCCUUAGGUCCUUCCUAUCAGAGGAAGCCACAAGUGGGUCACACCUUGACCCAACCCAGACAGGUCCCCGUAAAGGCAGCGCGAGUUUAUGAGAUCAAACGCUUUUCUACUCCUACCCCUAUGUCAGCUCCAACAAUAUGCCCUACAGUGAUUGCACCACGUGCACAAACCACUUUAGGUGAUCCCUUGUGUAGCUCUGACAUGACCUCCCCUACCCCAUCACCCAUGUCCCCACCACCUCAUCCUGGAUCUGUAGCUACAGCAAUGCCUGCACGAUCUCAUGGUUUGCCAGAACUCCCUAAAAUCUCUGCCACUCCCGUAUUUGUUCCUACUCCAUACUCACCCCCAGCUUCUCUAUCCAGUAUGUCAAGCCUAAGCUCCCAUGGUCUCCAGGGUACCAAACAGUUCAAGAGUGCCCCUGAGCUUAGUUCCCUGCCACCAGUCCACCUGAAGCCUAUAGUCCAGGCACCCAAGCCACGCUUUGUUGCCACACGGGUUGGCAUACAGCCUCACGUUUGGAGGCCUGGCGCUCUGUAAGAAU
Clarias gariepinus (North African catfish) is the source of this 3766-nucleotide messenger RNA. It is a transcript of the gene synpo2la, whose product is annotated as synaptopodin 2-like a. Bases 163 to 3762 code for a protein of 1199 amino acids. Gene Ontology annotation, cellular component: nucleus; actin cytoskeleton; Z disc. The record is from RefSeq and is a predicted model, not a curated record. Gene Ontology annotation, biological process: positive regulation of actin filament bundle assembly. Gene Ontology annotation, molecular function: actin binding. NCBI's taxonomy places the organism in Eukaryota, Metazoa, Chordata, Actinopteri, Siluriformes, Clariidae. The transcript has 4 exons.